Messenger RNA from Achroia grisella, 2633 nucleotides. RefSeq names its product unextended protein-like. The transcript is spliced from 14 exons. The record is from RefSeq and is a predicted model, not a curated record. Gene Ontology annotation, molecular function: transmembrane transporter activity. Bases 1 to 2574 code for a protein of 857 amino acids. Gene Ontology annotation, biological process: magnesium ion homeostasis; transport. Gene Ontology annotation, cellular component: plasma membrane. NCBI's taxonomy places the organism in Eukaryota, Metazoa, Arthropoda, Insecta, Lepidoptera, Pyralidae.
AUGAUUAUAGAUCUAGGGUUGCCAACCAUCGAUCUGAAGCUCACCUCAGGGGUGUCAUUAGGGUCCGGCGGUGGCGUGCAGAGGCCAUUCCCUGCACGCCUAGAUGAAAGAUCAACAGAAAAUGAGGCUAGUGACGAAGACACACCUGCCAAUCAACAGAUAGAAGAAUUCAGCAACACAAUAGAAGAACAGAAAGAACUAGACAACGAUACUGUCGUGAAUGAAGGUGCCGAAGCAGACAGCCUCAGCAUCGAAACGUUCUCAUACCUACCUAACAUAGAACUUGAUAGAUACAUCUCGAAUGAUCUCGAAUAUUCUAGAAUAAAACGAGAAAUUGAGGAUAACGUUGCUAAAGACAAUAGUACAGAUAAUGCAACUGUUAAAGCUAACGUGAAUAUAGUUGGUGGGGUUAAGGUGAUGGGUUUAAGGGUUGAAGAGUCGGAGAAAGAGCCGCAUAUUGUGGAUGGUAUGAUACCCAGCGUGCUGACGGCGACCACGUUCACUUUGAGAUUGUUUGGAGAAGGAUUCAACAACGAUACAGUGUUCUCUUUCACACACAGAGCCCAGAAGUAUGGGUCGUCGUGUCACAACUUGUUGAAUGGGGAAUAUCAGGUAAAAUACGUGGAUAACGAUUCCGCAUUACUAGAAUUAACCGCACCGGCACCACUAGACGAUUACAAAUUCUACAUAUGCGCUAAACAUUUGAACAGCGACGAUUUCAUACACCAAGGAGACGAGAAAUGGAAAAUACUGGCAACACACAACAAACUUUUACCUCUAUGGGCUUCUAUAAUCCUUAUAAUUAUAUUAUUGAUGCUGGCAUCCCUAUUCUCUGGUCUGAAUCUCGGACUGAUGGCGCUAGAUCGAACAGAAUUGAAAAUCAUAGCGAAUACAGGCACGGAAAAGGAAAGGAAAUACGCUCGAGCUAUUAUGCCUGUCAGAGCACAAGGGAAUUACCUGCUAUGUACCAUUUUGCUGAGCAACGUGGCUGUGAACAGCACAUUCACGGUCAUCCUGGAUGAUCUGACGUCUGGAUUAGUAGCUGUCAUAGGUUCGACUCUGGCUAUUGUGUUUAUAGCGGAGAUUACACCGCAAGCGAUCUGCGCGAGACACGGGCUGCUGAUUGGUGCUAAGAGUAUUUGGAUAAUGAAGAUUGUAAUGGGUAUAUGCGCCCCCCUCGCCUGGCCCACCAGCAAGCUCCUCGACUACUUCCUGGGUGAGGAAAUCGGCACACACUACAACAGGGAGCGGCUGAAGGAACUUGUCAAGGUAACAAACCAUGUCAAUGAUUUAGACAAGGAAGAAGUCAACAUCAUCUCUGGAGCCCUCGACCUUCGCAAGAAGACGGUCAGGGAUGUGAUGACCAAAUUGAGUGACUGCUUCAUGCUGCCGAUCAAUAGCGUUCUAGAUUUUGAGACCAUGACUGAUAUCGUGAAAUCUGGUUAUUCCCGAAUACCAGUGUACGAGGGCACCCGCGGAAACAUCAUCACGGUGCUGUUCAUCAAGGACCUGGCGUUUGUUGACCCCGACGACAAUACUCCCCUGCGAACACUCUGCCAGUACUACCAGAACCCUUGUAACUUUGUCUUCGAGGAUGUCACCCUGGACGUGAUGCUGAAGCAGUUCAAAGAAGGUCACAAAGGCCAUAUGGCGUUCGUGCAACGCAUCGAGGAAGGCGACGGCGAUCCCGUCUACGAGACGGUGGGUCUCGUCACGCUCGAGGACGUCAUCGAGGAGAUGAUACAGGCGGAGAUCGUCGACGAGUCUGACGUCAUCAGUGACAACCGUACCAAGAAGCGUCUGGCGCGACCACUGAACAAGUUCCAGGACCUGGGCGCGUUCGCCAGCCACCACCAUCAGCAGCGUGUUCACGUGUCGCCGCAGCUGGUGCUGGCCACCUUCCAGUUCCUCAACACCAGCGUGGACCCGUUCCGGCCCGAGCUGAUCUCCGAGACGGUACUCCGCCGGUUGCUGAAACAGGACGUGAUCCAGCACAUCAAGCUGCGAGGUGACGAGGACAAGAAUGACCCGAAACGCUUCGUCUUUCAAGAGGGAAAGCCGGUGGACUACUUCGUGCUGAUCCUGGAGGGCCGCGUGGAGGUGACGGUCGGUCGGGAGAACCUCGUCUUCGAAGCUGGACCCUUCACGUACUUCGGCGUGCAAGCGCUCACGCAGAAUGUGGGACUUGCGGAAACGCCGGCGCCCUCUACGCUGGGUUCGUUACAGAACUUGAACAUGGACUCAAUGUUGCGACACUCGUUCGUGCCUGAUUACUCUGUGAAGGCCAUCGCGGAGUUAUACUACCUCACUAUAAAGCGGACUAUGUAUUUGGCUGCCAAGCGUGCUACGCUGAUGGAGAAGGGCGCUCUCAACAAAGGAGGCACCAACGAGCAGAUUGAGCCUGAAGUUGAUAAGUUGUUGAGCGAAGGCGACCGCCUGGAGGACAUCAGGGAGCCUGAGAAGCCGCCGCGACAGUUCCUACCAGCUUCUGCCAGCCCGCACACAAAUGCCACAUUCAAAACAACAGACAAGAACCACACCAAUCCGGAAGAAGAAAAACUACUAAAAAAGUAGAAUUCUACCACGGCAACACUGUAAUGUAAAAUUCCUACAGUGUUGCCAGAUUUACCCAU